AUGCGUCCAAACAAUAUAUACCGGGCGAUGCAGCCCCUCCGCUCUUCAAUUGUCAGAUCUACCACAUCGACCUCAUCCCCAACAGCACACAUUUGCUCUGCCAUCGCAACACCCUUCCGCCGCUUGAAUUCGACCAUUGCUACCCCUACCGAAGGUGAAUCAUCCCUAGCACCUUCUAAACCAUCGGUGAUACCUCCUUCCCUCCGCAGCUAUCCUUAUACCUUGAAGACCGGCACCGUGGUCUCCGUUGGCCGUAUGGACCGUACCGUUCGUGUCGCCCACCGCCACACCGUCUGGGACAGUCAUAUUCGCAAGACAUACCCCCAGGUCACGACAUAUCUUGUAGCCGACCCGAAGAACUCCCUGCGCGAAGGGGACGUAAUCGAGUUCUCCUCUGGCUAUCCGAAGAGCCGGAAUGUGCGCCAUGUCGUUGAGAGGAUCAUUGCGCCGUUCGGCGAGGCAAUUGAGAACAGACCGGCUGUUUUGACGCGCGAAGAGAGGGAUGCAGAGCGAGUGGCCAAGCGAACUGCCAAGUGGGAGCGCAGGGAAGCCAGGAGAGCAGAGGGUGGCGAGAGCCAGAACUUGGGAGGACGCGAGCAUGUUGGGCGGAUCAGGAGGUUGGUUUAUGAGCGAACUGGGGCAUAG
Messenger RNA from Aspergillus alliaceus, 645 nucleotides. RefSeq names its product uS17 family ribosomal protein. Gene Ontology annotation, biological process: translation. Gene Ontology annotation, molecular function: structural constituent of ribosome. The transcript has a single exon. Lineage: Eukaryota; Fungi; Ascomycota; Eurotiomycetes; Eurotiales; Aspergillaceae. The record is from RefSeq and is a predicted model, not a curated record. The coding region runs from base 1 to 645 and encodes 214 amino acids. Gene Ontology annotation, cellular component: ribosome.